Messenger RNA from Thyridium curvatum, 1686 nucleotides. RefSeq lists its product as uncharacterized. The coding region runs from base 1 to 1686 and encodes 561 amino acids. Lineage: Eukaryota; Fungi; Ascomycota; Sordariomycetes; Thyridiales; Thyridiaceae. The transcript is spliced from 2 exons. The record is from RefSeq and is a predicted model, not a curated record. Gene Ontology annotation, molecular function: heme binding; iron ion binding; monooxygenase activity.
AUGACGACAGUAGUGAACCUGUACUUGGUAGGCGAACAAUCGCCGAAUAGACUGCCAUUUGAUGCAUCAAGCCAUCAUACCUUUGAUGAUCUCAAGACUAGUGUAGCUGCAUCAUUUUCCAUCGCGAGACCACACUCAAUAUCCUUUCACGGGCCUACGAGUCAACUAGAGAAGCUCGAGGACUUCAAACAUCAGGAUGGUGACGUAGGCGUCAUGAUCGACGGCCUGCCGGUCAAGUCUCCUCUGGGGCCUUCCGGUAUGCCUUUCGUUGGGAAUCACUUUGAGAUCUACCCAGAUCAUAUGGGCAACCAUGAUCGCCUCUUUGAGAGAUACGGCAGCGUCAUCAAGACUGUCAAUAUUGGCACCACAACCUACCUAACCAAUGACCCAAGAGUCUCCGAGGUCGCCCUCGGCGAGUCGCAGUACUUUACCAAGACGACGUCGGAUCCAAGCCAUCCACUCCACCACAUGGCCGACGACACCGCCCUGUUCACAUGCGAUACCUCGUCACCAGCCUUCAAGACGGUGCACAAAUUCGUCCCGCCGGGUAUGUCGCCAAAGGCAGCGCAGCGCCACGUUCCGGGCAUGCAAAAGGCCGUCGAGUCAUGCUUCGGCGUCUUUGACGAGCUAGACGACAAAGAGCUGGCGUUCAAUACAUACCAGUACAUGUUCAAGCUCGCGGGGCAGAUCAUCUACCGCGUCGUCCUCGGCCUCGACACGGCACACUUCGCGUCGAUCAACUCGCCGCCAUACGAGAUCAUCCGCCUGCUAGGCGAGUACCUCUCGCUGAUGAAGCAGACGUCGCUGAGCCCGCAGUGGUACAAGUGGCUGCCGUACGGCAAAGUCCACAGAAUUGCCAAGGUGCGGGCCCGGCUUGUCCAGCUCGUCGAGCAGGCUGUCACAGUGUGCGAGCCAGGCGGCGAGCACGGCGAGGACAUGCCGAUACAGCAAGCGGCCAUGACGGCGACCUGCGUUGCCGACUACUUGAAGCGCGCGGUCGACGAGCAGGGCAAGAAGCUGCCGCACGAGUACCUCAUCUCGAACCUAUCUGUUCUUCUCGGCGCAGGGCUCAACACUUCCUCGUCGCUCCUUUCGUGGCUUAUCUAUGCCCUGACGCGCUACCCCGGCAACCAGGACCGCCUCGUCCAGGAACUUAUCGACCAUGGCGCCGACCCUGCCAAGCCGUGUGCUACUUCCGGCUGGGACGCGAGCCAGGUACUCGCCCUCCCGUUCCUAGAUCCCUUUCUCAAGGAAACGCAGCGGAUGCACAGCCCGACAUUUCAGACAGCCCGCAACACCAAGCAAGACGUUAUCGUGCCGGGCGGGUGGCGCAUUCCGGCCGGCUCCGUAGUUAUCCCGACCUUUCCUGCGAUGCACAAGCACAAGGAUCACUGGGACAACCCGGAGAGGUUCGAUCCGGACCGGUGGCUAGACACGGCAGCUCAAGCCGCGAGGCAUCGCAUGGCGUAUACGCCGUUCGCAGCUGGACCGCGCGGUUGUGUAGGGUUCAAUAUCGCUCAGCUGGAGGCCAAGAUGGCGUUGGCCAAUUUGGUGUUUCGAUACGAGUUCUUCGAUGCUAGUAGGGAGCCUGUGGUCUAUGAUCCAGAGUUUGUGGUUAUUCGGCCUGUAAAUAGUUAUGUCAGGGCAGUCAGGAGAAAGACCUGGCCUGAGAAGAGCAAGUCAUAG